This is a messenger RNA of Amphimedon queenslandica, 791 nucleotides long. RefSeq lists its product as uncharacterized. NCBI's taxonomy places the organism in Eukaryota, Metazoa, Porifera, Demospongiae, Haplosclerida, Niphatidae. The transcript is spliced from 6 exons. The record is from RefSeq and is a predicted model, not a curated record. Bases 351 to 770 code for a protein of 139 amino acids.
AUUAUAUCAGUACUUCUUAUAGUCUUCAUUUUAACGUAUCUUUACCGUGUGACUAUAACGACUUGUUUAAUAACUAUACUUACACGCUGUUGCAAAGAGAUUACUGCAAACAAGAGAUUAAUUCGUCAUUGAUUGAGAUCACAUCCGAACAAAUUGAUGAUAAUGAUGGAUCGAUUGUAUCAAUCAGUGUUAACAUUGAAUCACUGAUUCAUGAUUUAACAUGGUCAGUAGCUGUUAGUGUAUCAAACAGGUUUGGUUCAGAUACUACAGAUUACACUAACAUCACUAAUGAUAAAACUAACAUAAAGCAGUGUUACUCGGAGCCUUUUUUAUCACUGUCAACUGCAAUAAUGCUUUCAAAAACAGUUACUCCUUCUCUAAGUCCAAUAUCAUCAAUUUAUAAAUCUGGUUCUAUUCAAACUUCAAUGGGCUGCACUACAAUUAUUAUUACUAGAUCUAGUACAGUAUACAUCAGUAACAUCACUACAACACCAUCAACUAAUGUCAUUCCAAUUGUUAUUGGUACUAUAGCAACUGUUAUGAUACUACUGAUAGUAGUAAUAAUACUACUCAUUUUCAUGAUAUUUUUAUGCUAUAAAAGAUCUGAUAUAGCUGGAAAUAGAUGUACUUCAAAUCAGAAUGUCACUGUGCCACUUGAGUCCUGUCCUGCAUAUGAUGAUAUUUCAAAAAUGAAUACUGCAAACUGUGAAGCAUGUGGCAAAAGAGAUACAUUUAUAACUGCAGAAUAUGAAACUGUAAAUGUUAAUUAGCCAAUUUUAAUUUGAUUGUCA